This is a messenger RNA of Cricetulus griseus (Chinese hamster), 987 nucleotides long. The record is from RefSeq and is a predicted model, not a curated record. NCBI's taxonomy places the organism in Eukaryota, Metazoa, Chordata, Mammalia, Rodentia, Cricetidae.
CCCAAACUCCAGGACCCGGACUUCUGGGCCAGCCUCCAUGGCCAGGUCCCGGGCUUGCUGGACUGGGACAUGGGCAACGAGUGUUUCUUGUCGUUCACCACGUCGUAUCUGCCCCUGUCCACGCAGAAACUUGCCAAAUACAGACUCCAGCUAGUUGAACCACCAAGACUGCCUUUAGAAAAAAAACCCAACCCUGAUAAAGAUGGUCCAGAUAUUAAGCCGAAUCUGUGGAUGUGGGUGAGCCCGAACAUUGUGUAUCCUCCCGGCAAGCUGGAGGUCGAGAGACCUAAAAAGGACCCGCUAAGCGUGCUGCCUUCCCGAGAUGCAGCCGUGAAGGAGGAAGAAGCCAGCUGUUCGGAAGGUUCAGAGGCACAGGCACGGCUACCUUCCUCCAGCCAGCCAUCACGUCCUUGCAAGAGGAAGACGAAGCAGAAGCACAUUGCCUCUUCCCCUAGCACCUGGGAGGAGCUUACAGAAGAGGAGGAGGCCAAGGACCAGGAUGACAGCUCCUCUGUGGCUCUCCCAUCCCUUCCCACAAGGGCCCCCCUCCAGAGACGGAGGAGGCUUCAACAAGCUAUCAGCCCAGAGGGGAAGCACUGGUCCCGCCCCCCUCUCAAUUACUUCCAACUAAUUGCCCUGGCACUCAGAAACAGUCCCCCCUGUGGCCUCAACGUACAGGAGAUCUACAGCUUCACUCGAAAGCACUUCCCCUUUUUCCGGACUGCUCCAGAAGGCUGGAAGAAUACAGUGCGUCACAAUCUCUGUUUCCGAGACAGCUUUGAGAAAGUGCCAGUCAGUAUGCAGGGUGAGGCCAGUGCUCGGCCUCGAUCCUGCCUCUGGAAGCUGACUGAGGAGGGACAACACCGCUUUGCUGAGGAGGCCCGAACCUUGGCUUCCACUCAGCUGGAAAGCAUCCAACAGUGCAUGAGCCAGCCAGAUGUGAUGCCCUUCCUCUUUGACCUUCGAGAAGACCCAGCCAUGCCCUAA